GCAGGAAGGCAGGGCUGCGAGUCAGAGGGCCGGGGCAGCAGCAGAGAGAGAGAGCAGGACGGGAGGGAAGACAGCAGCCGGGUCACAGGAGUCCACCAGGCGUCCAGGAAACAGCCAGCGACUCAGGGCCUCCACCAAAAGAGGCGGGAGCACUUUGUUAUUGGAAAAGCUGACGAGGGAGCGAGGCAGCAGGGAGGGGAGAGGCAGAGAGUGACUUUGAGCUGGUCAGUGAAGGCCUCACGCAGCUUCUCAGAAACAACCCAGUCCCUGUUCCAUCCGCCUGACACCACUUCACUCUGUGCAGCUCACCGGGAGGCAGCGGGAGAAGGAAGGAGGAAACAAGAAAGCAAACAUGAUGACCCAGGAACAGUGCACUCAUAGGAACAAUGUCCAGAGUUCAGAGAAACCACAAGUGUACAAAGUGGGAAUAUACGGCUGGAGGAAACGCUGCCUUUACUUCUUCGUCCUGCUGCUGAUGAUCCUGAUCCUCAUCAACUUGGCGCUGACUAUCUGGAUCCUCAAGGUCAUGAACUUCACCAUAGACGGAAUGGGGAACCUCCGAAUCACAGACAAGGGCCUGAAACUGGAGGGAGACUCCGAGUUCCUCCAACCUCUCUAUGCCAAAGAAAUCCAGUCCAAACCAGGCCGCCCGCUGUUCCUGCAGUCGUCCAGAAACGUGUCGGUCAACAUCCUGGGCAGCAACAACCAGCUCCUCACGCAGCUCGUCACAGGAGCCCACGGAUUUAAAGCGCAGGGCAAGAUGUUUGAAGUCAAAUCCACCUCUGGGAAACUCCUCUUCUCCGCCGACGAGCAGGAGGUGGUGGUGGGCGCCGAGCGGCUCAGAGUGAUGGGGGCUGAAGGAGCCGUGUUCAGCAAAUCAGUGGAGACGCCGCACGUCAGAGCCGAGCCGUCCAAAGAGCUGCGGCUGGAGUCUCCCACUCGCUCCCUGAUCAUGGAGGCUCCGAAAGGAAUCCAGAUCCUGGCCGAGGCCGGGGACAUCCAGGCCAUCUGCAGGAACGAGCUACGCCUGGAGUCCAAAGAUGGAGAGAUUUCUCUGGACGCUCGCAGGAUCCGCCUGAUGCGGUUGCCGGAGGGGAAGGCCUCCACCAGCUCCUCGUCCUCCGGGACAAGGCAGACUGUCUACGAGGUCUGCGUCUGUCCCAACGGGAGGCUAUUCCUCUCCCAGGCCGGCACCGGGUCCACCUGCCAGAUCAGCAACAGCGUCUGCCUCUAGGACUGAAACCCAGAGAUAUGAGUAAACACAGAGGUAUCCUGAAGGACAGACAGACGAACACGCAUCGCCUGCCUCUCGGACUGAUUCAAACAAACACAGACACACACAGAGACUCCCAGAGCUGAUGGAUGAACAAUCACAGAUACUGUACCUCCACAGAUACAUUCAUGCUACAAUCACAACAACUCAGACUGAUGUUUAGGCUCAACUGAACCGUUUUAAAGAAACACAACCGAACAUUUUGAACUUUGUGCCAAUAUUUCAAUGCUAAAAAUAUUUUAUAUGAGAGAAACAGGCUUUGAAACGGCGUUCAGAGCAUCAUGGGACAUUAAACCUCUGCUCCAAGUCUCAUCAGCGUCUCAGCUCUUUGUACACACACUAGAUCAGAACAACACGACUUUUAAACUGAAUCAAAGGGAGACAUUACAGGUUUUAACAACUUUUUAAUACAAAAAUACAGUGAUCAAGUGAUCAAGGACGAUAUCGGUCCGACCCAAACAGACAACAUGACACACACAAAGCUGACACACACAAAGCUGACACACACACACACACAACAGAUAUGUCCACACACACACUCACUCUUUGCUCCUGGUGGAAACCGAGAGGAGAACCUACUGGAAGACACUGAUCUGUUCCUUUCUCUCCCUCAAAAACUCUUCAGUACCAGAAUCAUUAGGGUGAUCACCCCCUCCUCCUUUCUCCUCCUCCUCCUCACCUCCUCUUCUUCUUUUCCUUCUUUUCUAAUGUGGGACAGAAGGACAAUUUAUUAUUUAUUAUUAAUGCCGAAAACUGAGGAUGCCAUGGUCACGUCAUAUCACAUGUCCCUUGAUUAUUCAAAUUAGCAUCAGGGGAAUUAUUUGAUUUCAUAAUCAUGUUGUAGUGACGCAGCCUCUGAAGGAUGAAUUGACACACAGCACUGGUCAGUCCCCCGCCCUCUGCUAUCCCAUAAUGCCUCGAGAGGCCAUUUAAUUGCAAAUUUUAAAAGUGAACGUGUUCGGUGGGCCUUUGCCUUUGUGCUUCUUGAGAUAUGACAUGAACAUGGCGCCACUGGCUUCAGACAAACUUCAGCGAAUAAGAUGGAUUUAAUUUCAUGUGAUGACCGUUGAUGUUUUGUUUUUCCGUCCGUGCGUCCUCCUGACCACACAGCAUCAACCUCCUGCCGUCCUGACAACGAAGAAGACACCCUCCGGGAAUUCACUCGGACGAACUGGACGAAUGUCAUAAAUGUCCAACGUGCGCUGCUCCGACCGGGGCGAUGGUCACCCUACUAAUUUCUUGCACUGGGACAUUUUUUUCAAAAAACACACACUAAUGCGAGCCGCUCUGUUGAAAGAGGGGAACUGUGCCUGUGCCUUAUGUCGAUGCACUUGUGGCAAGAAGAAGCACAUCACACAGACUUUCUUUGGCAUCAGCGAGAAACAUGAUCUCUGAUUUCAGCCUCAUCCCCGUUUCAAACCGUCUCCUUCUGUGCGAAUGCAAAGACCUUCAGCCACGUCUGACCGUAGCUUCCAUCCCCCGCUGUCAGCGGCUGAUUCUGGAAAACGAUGUGAAACUUUCCUUUGUUGAAUUAACCACCGCGAGUUCGCCCCGUUUGAUGCACUGCUUCUUUUUCCUUUUCAUGAACAAAUAUCCUGUGUGGCCACAUGUGUGUGUUGCUGUUAACUUGUGAUCCUGUGGAGUUAAACAGGCACUGAUGGGUCUGAUCGCCACUGCUGAAUAAAAAUCACUUGGCCCAAAAACAUGUCCUUUAGUUUCACGCGAUUGUGGCAACGAAACUUUUCUUUGGUUCUGUUUGAACAACUCAAACCACUUGGUCAAGGGUCUUGUUAGAAUAUUUGAAAAGUGAUGUAGCCGUAAAGUAUUUCAGCCGUAGAUAUACAUAAUUUUUAAAUGUUAGAAAUAAGAGAUUUUAGUUAUUAUUAUUAUUAUUAUUAUUAUUAUUAUUAUUAUUGCAGCGAAAUACGGUUUUCUACGUGAAGGUUUAGUGAACUAGUGGCGUCCUGGUCAGAGAAUGAAGAAACACUUCCUCUGUGUUUAUUGGUGGUUUCCUUUUGAUAGAACUCAUGAGCUCGUGGUUACGAUGUGGGAGGUUCCGCUUAUGAGUCGACGCUAACAUGGACGCUAAUAUUAACAUUACUGUCACAGAGGCUAACAGUUUAGAAGCAAGCAGUCGGAUCACGCAAUGCAGUGACCGCUGAGGCAUAAAGACGGAACCCAAUCCAACGAACAGCCAUAAAUACCACUAGAGGGGGGGUGCUCUGAUUGACUCGUCCCAUGAGCAAAGUAAAUACAACCCAUUUGAAUGUUGCAGUGAGUAUAAAGUCACAUGACCUUACCAAAUACUUAAUUUGACAGUUAAUACUUUGCUGGCUUCUUUACAUCUACUUAAUUUAGGCUUAGAUCGAUGUUUCGAAGGUUUGCAUUGAUAUUUCCAACUUCCCAUUGUGUCAUGUAACGUUAUCAACCAGGAAAUGGUUGAGUGCUAACGUGGUAUUUUGACUUUUACUGUCCAUGUCUCGUCAGACGCCGAUUGGUCAGAUUUAGGCUCAUAAAAUCAAAGCACCCUGAACGUGACAUCGGAGGAAAAUGCAUCAUAAUUAGCAUCAUAAUGGAGCAAAAUUAAGUUUUGUCAAGUUUUAUCUCUGACAAAUAUGUAACACCGUGGAAAAACUAGAUGUUGUUGACCAAGUGGCUCGUGAUGCUGACCCCAGUCAAAGUAUCAUUCAGCCAUUUUGUAUCUUCUGCUGAAGUGUCACAUCCUUUUCAAGAGUCAGGUGCACCAAGCUUCUUCCUGUCGCUGCUUCUCAGUCACUGGAUAUUCAAGGACUCUCAGAAGUAUUUCACAACUAAAUCAACCGAUCUGAUGCUAUUUUUUGUUUUUGAAUAUAUGUACACAGGAGAAAUAAAUCUUUUUAUACGGUUGUAUAUGUAAAUAUUGUACACAAAACCGUGCGCCAGACAUUACGCGCCGACAAAAGAGAAACACUGCUCUUUUACAGAAAUGAAAUCCUUUUCUAUGAUGUACAUCAGUAUGUGUUUUUGUACAAAAAGGUUAUAAAAAAUACUGUUUAAGGAUAUCCAUUGAUCUAGCAUGUACAGCGAUGUAUACAAUGUUCCUCUGGGGAGAAGAUGCUGGGUUUGUUUUUCUGCCUCCUCCUUCCUGUACUCGUCCCUCCUGCUGAGCUCAGACGCUUCGUACAAACACAAACCCGCUUCCUUUCUGUUCUGCUGUCGCCGUUGUGUCGGGCCCGAGGUCUUUGCAUUCUCUCCACGUGUGCUGUGUCUACAUUGUGCUACUAUGAGUGAACUCUUUGGUUUUUUGUUCUUCUGCUCCACAGAAUGAUUCUCAGAAGCGAACGCAGCAAGGAAAACUCCAAAGAAAGUCUCGUAGGAGAUGAUGCACAGGGUUGAAACGGGAAAACGCUGCAAUUAUCAACUAAGGAAAAUACAGACGGAGAAUACUACAAAACAAAAUUAUGAAUCAUCAGUUUAAUGAUCAGAAGAACAUCAAUUGGACUAAAAUGUUUCCAUAACUUUGACAUAAGAAUAACAAAUAUUACCAUUGAUUUUACAUGUAAGUAACACUUAUUUGAAAUAAAGAUAAUUGCAAAUUAUUAAUACUAAUCUGCCAAUCUGCUAAUCUGCUCAAUCAGAAUUUCUUUAAAUGCGUAAUCUGCAUAUUUCUGACAUAGCGACACUUCUGAUCAUGUGGCUUCUCGUCACAUUGACCAGAUCCCGUUCUGUGAACAUUUCUUCCAACCCUGUGCGUUCGCCCUGAGUGUCUUUGUUCUUCCUUUGUUCCGGUCACACACUGAGGUUUCCCAUCCAUCCUGGUUACUCACGUUUCUCUCCAUUCUUCGGUCUGAAACUGCCGCUCAUGGAGCAGUUUUCAAAGAUGCCAAAAUAAAAAGGCGUUGUUCAA
Messenger RNA from Hippoglossus stenolepis (Pacific halibut), 5159 nucleotides. RefSeq names its product sarcoglycan, delta (dystrophin-associated glycoprotein) (gene sgcd). The record is from RefSeq and is a predicted model, not a curated record. Bases 353 to 1234 code for a protein of 293 amino acids. Lineage: Eukaryota; Metazoa; Chordata; Actinopteri; Pleuronectiformes; Pleuronectidae. Gene Ontology annotation, cellular component: sarcolemma; sarcoglycan complex. The transcript is spliced from 8 exons. Gene Ontology annotation, biological process: heart contraction; cardiac muscle tissue development.